Messenger RNA from Arachis ipaensis, 654 nucleotides. RefSeq lists its product as uncharacterized. Lineage: Eukaryota; Viridiplantae; Streptophyta; Magnoliopsida; Fabales; Fabaceae. The record is from RefSeq and is a predicted model, not a curated record.
AUGGGCAUGAUUUCACAAGAUCAUGCCAAGUUGGACUCAGACACAAUUACAGAUGCCAUUAUUCCAUUGGUCGAAGCAAACCCCUCGAUAAAGGUGAAGUCUGCUAUUGCAGAAGUUCAAGGCAGGUUCAACUAUACUGUGAGUUACCGCAAGGCUUGGUUGGCAAAGCAGAAAGCUGUCGCAAAAAUUUUUGGUGAUUGGGAAGUUUCUUACCAGACUUUGCCAGUAUGGUUGAAAGCAAUGACAGUGAAGAUGCCAAGGUCUCGUGUUCAAAUUAAAACGCUCACCGUUUACCAUGAGAGUGAGGAGGUUCAAGGUGUAAGAGUUCUGCACCGCGUUUUUUGGAGCUUCUAUUCGUGUAUUGUAGCAUUCAGACACUGCAAGCCACUGGUGCAGGUUGAUGGCACGCACCUGUACGGAAAAUAUAAAGGAGCAUUUCUGGUAGCGGUUGCACAAGAUGGGAAUCAAAACAUUGUGCCUAUUGCAUUUGCGAUUGUUGAGGGCGAGACAGCAGACGUGUGGGAGUUUUUCCUAACCAAUUUGCGGAGAUAUGUUGUUAUCAUUGAUGGUGUGGGUAUUAUUUCUGACCGCCAUACCUCCAUCGACGCUGCAAUAGCUCGCAGUAACGGUGCAUGGUCACCACCAAGGGCGUGA